Molecule: messenger RNA, 309 nt
Organism: Capronia epimyces CBS 606.96
Lineage: Eukaryota; Fungi; Ascomycota; Eurotiomycetes; Chaetothyriales; Herpotrichiellaceae
Exons: 1
Coding region: 1-309 (102 amino acids)
Source: RefSeq, a predicted model, not a curated record
AUGUUUGACAACUUUACAGUGCCGUUUGGCUCGGCCAUUCCUUCGCCCUCGUCGACGUCAGAAAUCAAAUCAAACCAAAUUGCAACUUCACCCUUCCUUCGAAAUCCUAACUCCACCGUUGCUUCCAAGCAUUGGCACAACCGGUAUAUGAUCUGGCAGAACCGCGACGUAGUCCAAAGACGCGAAGCCGUCAAGAUGGAGGCUGAACAGAUUAAGUUAUUUGGUGGUGAGCCAGGCGACGACGUCGGACUCUGCUACAAAAUGCUGGAAGUCUUUGAAGGAAUGAAUUGGAUCAACAGCCUCGAUUAG